UAAGUAUCCAUAUUUCAAUAAUAUAAGAACUUUUCUUACUUUGGUUUUCAACUUUCCAACUCUUUAAUUUUUCUUCGAGUGAGAUAGACGUAUAUUUGAAAUAAUGAUGACAAAUAAAUUUUCAUCUUGUUUAUUAUUUUCGUUAAUGGUGCUUGUUCUUAUUCUUCUGCCAAUAAUUUCAGGACAAAGGAUACCAUGUCUACCGGGAAAAUGUACAGACUCAAUGAAAUGCAAUGCAACUUGCAAAUCUAAAGGAUACAAAGGAGGGGCUUGCGUACGCAUGGACGUUCACUCAAAGACUGGUGCUUGUUGCUGCAAAGUUAGAUUUGAAUCUCAAGAUUCUUCUCACACCAAUGUCCUCAUUACUAAUUAGUCACAAAUUUUAAAUGAUGUAUUUUUUAGUAUAUAAAUAAAUAAAAAUUAUACAAAUUAAUA
Molecule: messenger RNA, 435 nt
Organism: Capsella rubella
Lineage: Eukaryota; Viridiplantae; Streptophyta; Magnoliopsida; Brassicales; Brassicaceae
Product: putative defensin-like protein 83
Exons: 2
Coding region: 104-373 (89 amino acids)
Source: RefSeq, a predicted model, not a curated record